Acanthosepion pharaonis is the source of this 528-nucleotide messenger RNA. NCBI's taxonomy places the organism in Eukaryota, Metazoa, Mollusca, Cephalopoda, Sepiida, Sepiidae. The record is from the annotation of a GenBank genome assembly.
AUGUAUGAUAUCGCAUUAUUUUAUGACCGUCGGGAGGCCUUCGCUUGUCGUUCAUCCUCACCCAUUCGAGCGGAUCUCUUUCAUCAUCUCUCAGAAUAUAAUAUUCUGAUCUAUCAAUCACAACCUUUUCGUUAUCUAUCUAUCUAUCUAUCUAUCUAUCUAUCUAUCUAUCUAUCUAUCUAUCUAUCUAUCUAUCUAUCUAUUGUCAUAACGUUAAUAGCUAUCUUUUAUCACUCACAUCUAUCUAUCUAUCUAUCUAUCUAUCUAUCUAUCUAUCUAUCUAUCUAUAUUUUGUCUGUCUUUUUAUACCUAUCUAGCCUUUUUUCGUUAUCUAUUCAUCUAUCUAUCUAUCUAUCUAUCUAUCUAUCUAUCUAUCUAUCUAUCUAUCUAUCUAUCACAGUCUAUUCAUAUCUAUCUAUCUAUCUAUCUAUCUAUCUAUCUAUCUAUCUAUCUAUCUAUCGUCAUAAUUCUCUUCAUAUCUAUCUAUCACGGCCCUUUCAUUAUCUAUAUCUAUCUAUCUAUCCUUAG